Molecule: messenger RNA, 1261 nt
Organism: Emericellopsis atlantica
Lineage: Eukaryota; Fungi; Ascomycota; Sordariomycetes; Hypocreales; Bionectriaceae
Exons: 2
Coding region: 202-1248 (348 amino acids)
Source: RefSeq, a predicted model, not a curated record
UUGUGAAGUGUUCCACAACAAGACAUAGGCAGCCAUCAGCCUGGAGCGAUACUUCCACGGGCGGGCUAUCUGCCGUCGUUUGAAAGCGAGUCUCAUCACUAAUGCAGAGAGAGUCGCACGCGUGGUCGUCUCCCAUCGCCAAACGGAAGUAUCGCUUACCGUGAUACAAGUUCAUUGUGCUCUCAUGUAUAUAAGUAGUCCAUGGUGCUCUUCAACAAGAUGGCUUUGCUCAGACAAUUCAACUCUGCAUUCUUCGAGACUGUUCCAAACAUCUUGACGACACUCCAUCACGAAGACGCCCAGCAACAUCAAAUCCAAGCAAGCAACAUGCCCAAAGCAAGUCCAUCAGAUUCCCCAGACUUCAAGUCUCUCAUCUCAGAAAACUGCCACAUUCUGUACAAACGACCGGCAUCACACUUCAUCCUAGCGACAGUCCAUGACCCUGACGCUAAAACAUCAACCCCAUGGAUGUCAAUCAUCACCUUGAAAGCUUACGGGGGCUUUAAAUCACCCCUGUUAUCUGGCUACGGGCGUACGUUGAUCGAGUCGCUCCAGGACCUCCACUUUACCUCCAGCGAAGCCCUGGCCAAGCAUAUCAACCAAAAGGGUUGGGCGACUGUCGGGGAGGACGACGAGACGAGCGAGGAUGAUGAUGACGAGAUAGACGAUCUCGAAAGCGUCUCCUCUUUCAGCUCAGUGAGCACCGUCCACAAGGACGCCAAGGGCACCAAAGGCAAGCGAGAACCAUCUGGCACGAAGCACACAUGCCCUCUCUCGGUGCCACGUUCGAGCCCCGGGUUCCCCGUCUUCCGCAUGCCUGAACCCGCUCACGGCAGCUCUGAGAAACUCAACCGUCGCUUUCCCGUUGUGACAGGUCCGCCUGCCCCUGUCUGGAGCCCUCCCCAUGCUCCGCCGCCAGGGGGCGUUCCCAGCAACGCACCCGCCCCGUACCCUCGGGCCGUGGGCUGCCCAAAGCCCACCAAGAUUACGGUCAAGGACGGAACAAGGCUCAGCUAUUCAUUCGUGGAGAUGGUCCCCCAUCUGUGGGAGCAAGUGACGCAGGCCGCGAUGAGGGAGUUCUUCCUCAACAAGCGUGGCCAGAGCCCAGGCGGGGCAAUCGCAAAGGUGACCUGGGUGGUGGAAGGCGGCAUCAAGACGGGUCUCAAGUGCGUGCUGCAUGAUUUGAGUCCCGUUGUGCGCGGUGGACAGGGCAUGGUGGAAUUUGUCGUGGAGGUAAGUGAUAAAUGACUUCCACGUGGUC